AUGAGUCGGAAUUAUCUUAACAAUAUUAAAAUUAAAAAAUGUUUAGGCACAUUAGAUUUGACCUCCUUGGGCGUCGGGUCAUGUUGUGGUACCGGAAUGUAUUUAGUAGCCGGAAUGGUGGCCAGAAAUGUUGCAGGACCUGGAGUUAUAAUUAGCUUCGUUAUAGCUGCUAUUGCUAGUCUUUUUUCAGGAGCGUGUUAUGCUGAGUUCGGAGUGCGCGUCCCACACACGACUGGAAGUGCCUACGUAUACUCAUAUGUUACUGUGGGUGAAUUUAUUGCAUUUGUUAUUGGGUGGAACAUGAUUCUCGAGUAUCUCAUAGGGACAAGUGCCUGCGCUUGUGCGUUAAGUGCCAGCUUCGACUCUUUGUCUGGAGGCGCAAUUAAUAGAGGAAUUGCAGAAAAUGUUGGAACAAUACUAGGUCGUUCUCCAGAUUUCAUUGCGAUGGGAAUAACGUUACUAAUGACUGGCGUGUUAGCGUUAGGUGCCAGUAAAUCAGUAUUAUUUAACCAUGCUUUAAACGCAAUCAAUUUAUCCGCCUGGACUUUUAUUAUGGCUGCUGGACUUUUCUAUGCGGACUCCAGCACCUGGAGCGAACAUGAAGGGUUUCUACCUUUUGGAUGGAGCGGGGUUUUCACGGGUGCUGCAACUUGUUUCUACGCUUUUAUUGGCUUCGAUAUAAUAGCGACAACUGGCGAAGAAGCAAUGAGCCCGCAGCGAUCUAUUCCGCGAGCGAUUUUUGCAAGUUUGAUCAUCGUGUUAAUAGCUUAUGUUAGCAGUUCUUUAAUGAUGACUUUGGUUGUGCCUUAUGAUCAAAUCGACGGUGAGUCGGCACUUGUGCAGAUGUUCGGCCAAGUGGGUGCCUGGCGAUGUAGGGCGAUCGUGGGCGUAGGCGCCGCCGCAGGAUUAGGAGUCGCCAUGUUCGGCUCGAUGUUCCCGAUGCCGCGAGUCAUUUACGCCAUGGCCCAGGACGGUCUCAUAUUCAAGCAACUUGCACAUAUUUGGCCUUUCUCUGGUACACCUGGGCUAGCGACAUUAGGGAGCGGGCUUGCAGCCGCAUUGGUGGCCCUUCUUGUUAGGCUGGAAGUUCUUGUGGAAAUGAUGUCUAUAGGAACGCUGUUAGCCUACACACUGGUAUCGACCUGCGUUUUAGUUUUACGCUAUCAGCCCCAUUCCACCUCACUUGUGGAGCUUUUGCCCCCUGCACUGAGGACCCCACAACCGCCGGCCACACCAUCGGGCGGCGGGGCAACGAAUCCUUCAUUUGAAAUGUCUCCCAGAAUAAAUACCCUGACAGCACAAAAAGUUAUGGUCCGAAGAGUUACAAGAAGCUCUCCUGACAGUGAUGAUACAUUUUCUGGUGAAUGUGAAGAUGGUAUAAUUGGAGCAAAUGGCGAUUUUCCAGUAAGGGAUGAUCAAUUUUUGAUUGCUGAUAGAUUAGAAAAUAAAUUUUACGGUAGCGUCCAUGGCAGCACAACCCCAAAUUUUAUGAACACUGGCCCAUGUGGCCGAAUUACUCAAGCAAUUGCAAAUAUAUGCCCAUCAUUGUUUCCAUGGGUUAAUCCUGGACCAGCAACAUCAGAAACAGGAAUGUAUGUUGUAAAACUAGUUGGCAUAAUGUUUGGAUUAAUAUUUAUAAUGGACUUGACAGCCGCAGCGGGAAGUGGAACUUUUGCCAUCACUGUUAUAACACUUACAAGUUUUGCAAUUAUAGCAAUAUUGAUACUAAUAUCAAAGCAGCCACAGAACAGGCAUGCAUUACCCUUCUUGACUCCUGGCUUGCCAGUUGUACCAACAAUAGCCGUCUUGGUAAACAUCUAUCUCAUCAUGAAACUUUCCAUACUAACUUUGGUUCGGUUUACAGUAUGGAUGAGUCUAGGGAUCAUUAUGUACUUCUACUACGGCAUCUCCAACAGCAACUUAGAACAAGGAGAGCAGACAUUACCUGAAGAAACGGUAUCAACCGAUGCGAAAGCACAAACUAAAUUUGCUUCACCUAUAAACGUCUAUUCUAAUCACAUGGCUAAUGUCGACUUAAAUGGUGGUUGGGGUGAUGACCCUUACACAUUGUCCAAUACUUCCAGCAGGGUUGAAUACGAUAAUAGGGCUUUCGAAGGGAGCCAUUUCGGGGUCAUAGAUGCUUCCAGUUCAAGCAAAUCGCCCUUCAACGCAUGGGACGAUUAG
Ctenocephalides felis (cat flea) is the source of this 2184-nucleotide messenger RNA. Its product is annotated as cationic amino acid transporter 3. Gene Ontology annotation, molecular function: amino acid transmembrane transporter activity. Gene Ontology annotation, biological process: transmembrane transport; amino acid transport. Gene Ontology annotation, cellular component: plasma membrane. The transcript has 15 exons. The coding region runs from base 1 to 2184 and encodes 727 amino acids. The record is from RefSeq and is a predicted model, not a curated record. NCBI's taxonomy places the organism in Eukaryota, Metazoa, Arthropoda, Insecta, Siphonaptera, Pulicidae.